Molecule: messenger RNA, 2034 nt
Organism: Lepidothrix coronata (blue-crowned manakin)
Lineage: Eukaryota; Metazoa; Chordata; Aves; Passeriformes; Pipridae
Gene: PRIM2
Product: primase (DNA) subunit 2
Exons: 13
Coding region: 87-1613 (508 amino acids)
Biological process (GO): DNA replication, synthesis of primer
Cellular component (GO): alpha DNA polymerase:primase complex
Source: RefSeq, a predicted model, not a curated record
GGACAGGUUGGGCUUCUCGCUGUGUCUCGGCGGGCGGGGGUCGGUCGGGACGGGACGGGGCCGGAGGCAGCUCUGGGGCGGCACAGAUGGAGUUCUCCAGCCGAGCGAGGCAGAAGCAUUUGCGGCUGGCUGGGGACCGACGGGAGCUGUACCCUCACAGCCUGCAGUUCUACCUGGAGCCCCCCACGGAAAGCAUCUCGCUGGUGGAGUUCGAGAGCUUUGCCAUCGACCGCCUGAAGCUGCUCAAAGUAGUUGAAAACCUUGGUGUGAGCUAUGUAAGAAGUACUGAUUCGUACAAAACUAAGCUGGAGAAUGAGCUCCGGAAACUUAAGUUUCCCUACAGAGCUUUGGCUGAAGAUGAUUAUGAGGCAAGAAGAAAAGAUCAUAUCUCUCAUUUCAUACUACGCCUUGCUUACUGCCAGUCUGAGGAUCUCAGACGUUGGUUUCUUCAGCAAGAAAUGGAUCUCUUCCGGUAUCGCUUCAGCCAACUAACUGAUGGUUUAAUGCAGAAAUUCCUGGAACAUGUUAAUUUAUCAUUUGAAGCUGUUAGUGAAGACCUGAAAACUGAACUGGCAAAUGAGCUGUGUGCAUCAACUCCUGGCCUCAGUCUGCCUAAAGUAAAAGAACAAAUGUUCUAUAAGGUUGGACUUGCAGAUGCUGUAGAUCUAUUUAGAACCAGAAGAGUAUUUGUUAAAGAUGGCUUUGCAUAUGUGCCAUUUAAGGAGAUUGAUGCAAUUGUUUUGAAUAACUAUAGAACAAAAUUAUCUAAAGCGUUGGCGCUGACAGCACGAUCGCUACCUUCCAUACAGUCUGAUGAGAGACUACAACCUCUGCUUAAUCAUCUCAGCCAUUCUUAUAUUGGCCCAGAUUACAGCGUCCAAAAGAACACUGGAAAAAUUUCUCUAGAGCAGAUUGAUUCUCUUUCUGUGAAGUCGUUCCCUCUCUGCAUGCGGCAGUUGCACAAAGCGCUGCGCGACAGCCAUCACCUCCGUCACGGGGGGCGGAUGCAGUAUGGGCUGUUCCUAAAGGGCAUCGGCUUGACUCUGGAACAGGCACUGGAGUUCUGGAAGAAAGAAUUUAUCAGAGGAAAAGUGGAUGCAGAUAAGUUUGACAAAGGAUAUGCUUACAGCAUUCGCCACAGCUAUGGGAAAGAAGGAAAGAGAACUGAUUAUACCCCAUACAGCUGCAUGAAGAUUAUCAUGUCCAAUCCACCAAGUCAAGGGGAUUAUCAUGGGUGCCCAUUCCGACACAGUGAUCCUGAGCUACUGAAGCAAAAGCUGCAGUCAUACAAGAUCCCUCCCAGUGGAAUAACUCAGAUCCUGGAGUUGGUGAAGGGCAUGCAUUACCAACUGGCCUGUCAGAAGUACUUUGAGUUGACACAUGAGGUUGAUGACAUUGGGUUUUCUUUGAAUCAUCCUAAUCAGUAUUUUACAGAGAGUCAAAGGCUAUUAAGUGGUGGUAGAGAACCAAAGAAGGAAUUAAGUACUUCAGGAAACUCUCAACAAAAAAAUAAUAAUCAGGAAAGCGUGAAUUUGAAUUCGACUCCCACCUCUUCAGAUACAACAGCUGAUACAGAACUGGAGGGACUGGAAGCCUACUUCACUGAAGACUAAGCAGCUGUAUUACUUGGGUGUUAUUUGUAUUAUUUUUUUCUUUCUUUCAUUCUUUCCCUCCUCUAGCUGGAUUUGUCUCUAUACUAAGGGAUAUGCACUUCACUACCUGGAAUACACAGACAUUUUUUGAAUAGACUGAAAAAAGAAAGAUAGAUAUUGAAGCUGUAAUUGCAUCCAGUACCUAUUUUCACUGCUUUAAGAGGCUGUUUUAUAUGGCAUGUUUUAAGGAUGGGAAAUGAAAGUUCCUUCCCAAUUAUUAGGUGAUUUUUGUCUGAUUUACCUUUUUUUUGGUUUUCUUCAAAAUGUUCAGAUAUUUUUGUCCCAUUUUGUGGUUGAUUAUCUAUGUAUCUUCUUAAUAAAUAAUUUGCAAAGCAAAAACUUUUGGUAUUUUCUUUUUAGCUGUAUUUGGAUGGUAAUUAAG